Trichomycterus rosablanca is the source of this 3426-nucleotide messenger RNA. It is a transcript of the gene phc2b, whose product is annotated as polyhomeotic homolog 2b (Drosophila). The transcript is spliced from 14 exons. Lineage: Eukaryota; Metazoa; Chordata; Actinopteri; Siluriformes; Trichomycteridae. Bases 40 to 2595 code for a protein of 851 amino acids. Gene Ontology annotation, biological process: negative regulation of DNA-templated transcription. The record is from RefSeq and is a predicted model, not a curated record. Gene Ontology annotation, molecular function: zinc ion binding; histone binding; chromatin binding. Gene Ontology annotation, cellular component: nucleus; PRC1 complex.
GCCGGUCGUGGGUCAAAGCUGAAGCGCCAGGGUGGCACUAUGGAGGGCGAGCAGGGUCCUCCUGCUUCCAGUGCCAGCGUGGCAGGCAUUUCAAGCUCCUUCACGAACACUACAACUCCAAGUACCAACACCAGCAGCACUAAUAACACUACCAACACUUCCAGCACUACUUCUACCAUUUUCAGCAGCAGCAGUGCCAACUCACCCAGCAGCACAAGCAGCGGCAGACAGACAGUGUCCCAGAUAUCGGUGUACAGUGGGAUCCCUGACCGACAAACUGUACAGGUGAUUCAGCAGGCCCUGCACAGGCAGCCCAGCACAGCAGCGCAGUACCUGCAGCAAAUGUAUGCAGCGCAACAGCAGCAUCUAAUGUUGCAGACGGCAGCGCUGCAGCAGCAGCACCUCAGCACAGCGCAGCUUCAGAGUCUGGCAGCCGUGCAGCAGGCCAGUAUAGCUGCUGGUAGGCAAAGCUCAACCCAGAAUGGGACCUCAUCCACCCAGAGCGGAUCGUCUCAGACUACAAUAAAUUUAACUACGUCUCCUACCACAGCUCAGCUGAUAAGCCGAGCUCAGAGUGCAAACUCAUCCCCUUCCGCAAUCUCCCAGCAGGCGGUGCUGCUCGGCAAUGCUUCGAGUCCCACGCUUACAGCCACCCAUGCUCAGAUGUACCUGCGUGCUCAGAUGGCUCAGCAAAGUAACCUGGUUCAUGUAGCCAGGAGUCUCGGCCGUGCUGUUCCUCUCUCACCACAGCUCAUCCUCGCUCCUACAGCUACCGUGACUGCUCUCCAGUCAGAUGCCAGUGUAGCCAGUAACGCUUCAUCUGCACAGGUACAGAAUCUUGCCAUUCGCAGUCAACAGGGGGCAGCAUCGUUCUCUCAGUCUGCUGGUCUGCAGGCCCUCAGUCUCAAGCAGACUCCUGUCACGAUCCAGCCUACUCCUCUCAUCAAGACUAGCCAGAGUGCCUCCAGCUCAGGGACCAUCGCAGGGAAGGUUGGACUCUCUGCGGCUUCUUUAGAUGGAGGGAGGAAGCCGGAGAAUGGAGGAGAGACGGAGGCCAGGGCGGUAAACAUGAGCCGCAGCGUCACGUCUUCUCAGCCCCUUAUUGCACCAGCGUACGCCCAGAUUCAACCCCAAGCCCUGAUCAAGCAGCACUCUCAACAAUUCAUCCUUCAACCUCCACCCACUCCACGAAUGCAAGCCCAAUUACUACAGACUGCCUCCAUCCAGCCCCACCCACAGCCUACCUCGCUUAGCAUUCAGAGUCCCAUCCAGAGCUCCCCAGCAGGAGUACCUGUCUCGGUCCUGCCAAAACCACCAGCCCUCAGCCAGGGAUCAGCACUAAGCCAACAGGCCACCAUCUUCCAUUCCACAGUGAGCCACAACUUGGGCCUGAAUCAGCCCAGACUUCAACCCGUCCAGCUUACAGCCAUCAACCUGCAGAUUCAGCCUGCACAAAACCAGGCCUCCAGACUUGCUCAGGAAAGUAAGGAUAAGCCUACAUCUCUGGUCAUAAGGGAAAUUUGCCCACCACUGGGCGCACAAGUGCUCACAUCCACCCCAUCACAGAAUACCAAUCCUCCAGAACCACCCAAAGCUGACACAGGGACAUCUACAAUACAAACACAAGGCGCAGUAGAGACCCCGAGCGUAGAAACCAUGACCCCACGAGGAGAAAGUGAGCCAGCUAACGGUGAAAACAAACCCCCUCAAGCCAUCGUCAAGCCCCAUGUGCUUACACACGUUAUUGAAGGUUUCGUCAUCCAGGAAGGAGCUGAACCAUUCCCUGUCGAAAGGUCUUACGUUCAGACCGACAGCCUUAAGAAAGCAGAUCAGCAGCUGCCUUCAGACCAAGACAAAACCCCUCUCAGUAAUGCACACAACACCACCGACUCAGAGCCGGAGGAACCUGCACAGCAAGGUCCAGCGUUGAGGGAUGAGGAGCCAGAGGAGCCCAAGCUGACGUGUGAGUUCUGUGGCUGGGUUGACCUGGCCUAUAAGUUUAAAGGCUCCAAGCGUUUCUGCUCUGUCGUGUGUGCAAAAAGGUACAACGUCGGGUGCACAAAACGGAUUGGCCUCUUCCGCCCUGACAGAACUAAACCAGGCAAUCGAUGGAGGAGAAGAUCAGACAGUCGAGGUCACAGAGGUUCAGAUCCUAAGAAACAGAGGCUUUCUGUAUCGCAGCAGUCUCAGGGCGAGUCCGUGUCCUCACCGCUUCCCUCUCAGCCCAGUCAGGGAGAGUCCAGUCCCUGCUCGGACAUCUCCAGCUAUGAGGAGCCUCCCUCCCCUCUGUCUGCAGCCAGCUCCGGACCUGUGGUGCCACCGCGAGGACUCUCCACACCCGACCCCGACGAGGUUCCUACUCUUAAUCAGCACUUCCUGCCAUGUGAUCCUACCAAGUGGAACGUGCAAGAGGUGUUUGAGUUUAUCCGCUCCCUGCCAGGUUGUCAGGAGAUUGCAGAUGAGUUCCGUUCUCAGGAGAUUGAUGGACAGGCAAUGCUGCUACUAAAGGAGGACCACCUCAUGAGUGCCAUGAAUAUCAAACUUGGUCCAGCGCUUAAGAUCUUCGCCCGCAUUAAUAUGCUUAAAGACUCCUAGCCAAACAAGUCAACAUGAGAGAGUGUGUAUGGGUGUAUGUGCAAGUCUCGUGUGUUUCUCUGCGGUUAUCGAGCAGACCUCAUGAAUAUGAAUGCACUAUAAUGCAUACGAUUACAGAUUUGGGCAAAAGCUCAAGCAGAACUUUCUUAAGGUCACAAAAUCAGUGGAAAGAUUUAAUUCAUGCUAUCAAGAAUGGCACAAAUAAAACAAAACACUCCAAAAUCCUUUCUCUGUUCUGUAAACAGUACAUGUACAAGUGAAACGACACAGAGCUUGUAGAAGGUCCAAACUUUCAGAUCCAACAAGUAAGUUGUUCAGCAACCUGGGUUAUUUUCAAAUACAAGACAAUUCAGCAUUUUUGGACUGUAUGUUAAUAAUAAUUUCAGAAGUUAUUUAAUCGUUUUGUACAUGCCUGAUGCUUUUAUAGAACUAUGUUUAAGUAAAUUAUUCAGAUGUGUGUGCAAGUGUGUCUAAGUUAAACCACAGAAAACGGUGCUAUAUGGAGCUAAAUCACAUAUUAAAACAAAUAACGCAAACUCAUUAUGACAGUUUUUACAAUGAGAAUACAUUGUAUGUAACUUUUCAGAAAAGCCUUUAUUUAGGUUGUAACUACAAGGAAUGUUUUUCUGUCCAAAGCACAGCUCAGUGAAAUCAUUUUUUUUAACUUUAAAAUAUUCAUAUGUGUGCUUACAUGUUCCCAGAUUUGUCAGUGUGUGUCAGUAGACAGGUUUGUAAUACUGUCUUGUGUUUUGGUUGGGCAUGCUUUGUAAAAUGCCUGUAUUUAUGGAAUGGAUUUAAAUUGUUAAUAUAACAUUUUUAAAAGAAAAAACA